AAGGUGUGAGAGAUGAGGUGGAUUGAGUACAGGAAAAGCCGGAUAUCACACUCGUUUCUCUGUUAUCAUGCCCCUUUCCCCUCUUCUUCCUGUCCCUGCAUCUCCUUCGCUAGCUGGUGUAUAAAGUCUCUCCUCGUCUGCUUUCACAAGUUCUGUGUGUGACAGCUUUGGAAGAAUGUGCAUGUGUAUGUGUAUGUGUAUGUGAGGGUGUGCCUGUCUGGGAAUUGGAAGGAGUACGGUAACAACUGCAACUUUCUCCUUCACAAGCAAAAGUGAACUCCGGAGAUGGGGGAAAGUAAACAGAGAGAAUGGAGCAGCAGCACCCUAUCAGUUGUUCUCUAUUUUGCAGUGUGUGUGAGUGUGAGUGUGUGUGCAGGGGAGGUGGGCCGCUGUAGCUUGUUUGGUUGGCAGCAUAUCCACUCGUUUGAUGGAGUUCUGUAUCAGUUCUCUGGAGACUGCAGUUACAUGCUGGCUGGAGACUGUCAUAAGAGAGCCUUCACCAUACUGGGUGAUUUCGCUAACGGCAAGAGGAAGGGCGUGACUGUAUUUCUGGGGGAGUUUUUCGAGCUCCAUCUCUCGACUGAUGGCACCCUCACUCGCGGAGCUGAGAGACUGCAGCUGCCGUAUGCGUCUAGUUCUGUGUUUGCGGGUCGCGAGCUGGGUGGUGUGCGGCUCUGGAGUGACGAGUUCGGCUUCUCCGUGCGCUUGGACGGAGAUAAGAACAUCGACAUCACGCUCUCCAAACACCAUGGCAACCGGACCUGCGGUCUCUGUGGCAACUACAACCGCGUGCCUGAGGACGACUACACAACUCGAGAGGGUUUUGUAACAGAUGAUGCCUAUGACUUUGCCAACUCCUGGAUGAUGAAUGGAGCAGCGCCCUGCAAGCGGGUCAUGCCACCCUCUGAAACCUGCGACGCCCAUGGGGCAGCUUCAAAGGAGCUGAUGGCGAGGUGCCAGGCCUUCAGCACGUCCUCUGCCUUCCUGCACUGCGCCCACAUCCUGGACCCGGCGGCCUUCCAGGCGGUGUGCGAGAGGAGUGUGUGCCACUGCGGCGACAAGGAGGACUGUGUGUGCGCCGUGCUGCAGGAGUACGCCCGCGCCUGUGCCCACCACGGAGUCACGCUGCACGGCUGGCACGGGCACAGUGACUGUGCUCCUAAGUGUCCCAUUGGUAUGGAGUAUAAUGUGUGUGCCCAGUCCUGCUCCACCACCUGCCAGAGUCUCAACAUCCCAGAAGUGUGCCGAGAAGAGUGUGUGGACGGCUGCAACUGCCCAGUGGGUAAGGUCCUGGAUGGGGAGAGGUGUGUGGACGUGUCCCAAUGUUCCUGCGUGCACACGGGCAAGCGCUAUCCUCCAGGCUCCAGCAUCUCUCAGGACUGCAACACCUGCAUCUGUCAGCAUGGAUCUUGGCAGUGCACCAAUGAGGGCUGUCCAGGUGAAUGUUUUGUGACCGGCCAGUCCCACUUCAAGACCUUUGAUGACAAGUUUUUCACCUUCAGUGGAACCUGCCAGUAUCUCCUGGCCAAAGACUGCAGCGACAAUCUCUUUUCAGCGAUCAUAGAGACAGUGCAGUGUGCUGAUGACCAGGAUGCGGUGUGCACGCGCUCAGUGAGUAUGCGUUUCCAUCGCAUGCUAAACCAGACGGUGCGGCUGAAACAUGGCGGUGUCGUCUCAGUAGACGGGAUGGAUGUACAGACACCACUCAUCAAUGGGGAUUUGCGGGUGCAGAGGACAGUGCACACAGCAGUGCGUCUAUCCUACGGAGAUGACCUCAGUCUGGACUGGGACGGACGAGGACGAGUGGUGCUCAGGUUGGGGCCAGUGUUUGCAGACAAGACCUGUGGGCUGUGUGGCAACUACAACGGUAACCAAGGCGACGACUUCCGCACGCCCUCGGGGCUAGUGGAGGCUCGGGUGGAGGGCUUUGGUAACGCCUGGAAGAUACACCCCGAGUGUGACAACCUCCACCACCAACACACAGACCCCUGCAGUCUCAACCCAAAGAGAGUGUUGUUUGCGGAGGAGUCUUGCUCCAUCCUGCUGUCCCCUAAGUUUGAGGCGUGCCACUACGAGGUGAACCCCCUGCCCUUUGUCAAGAACUGCCGCUACGACCUGUGCGCCUGCGCUGACGGACACGAGUGCCUCUGCCUUGCGGUCAGUAGCUACGCAGCAGCCUGCACAAGCAAGGGAGUCCUGAUCCACUGGAGAGGCGACGGAUACUGUGAGAUGCAGUGCCCGGGGAAGCAGCAGUACCAGGUGUGUGGGAGCGUGUGUAACCAGUCGUGCCGCUCCCUGUCCCAGCCGGAUGAUGCGUGCGUGGGGCUGUGUGUGGAGGGCUGCUUCUGCCCCGCCGGCCUCUUCCUCAGCGACUCUGGGGAGUGUGUCCCCAAAGAGGAGUGCUCCUGUCACUACGAUGGGGAGAUAUAUCAGCCCAAUGACGUCUUUGCUGAUCACCACACCAUAUGUUAUUGUGAAAAUGGUUCCAUGCGCUGCACUGCCAAUGAUGCAUCGCAUGCAGGAGCGAUGAUGACCGAUCUCUUCUUUGAUGACGAACUCCCACCCUCCAGAGAGCGUCGCUCUGCCUCCUGUGCGCCCCCUCUGGAGAAGCUGGUGUGUGCAUCUACUCGUGACCAGGGCAUAGAAUGUGCCAGAACCUGCCAGAACAUGGACCUGGAGUGUGUGAGCCAGGGAUGCAUCUCUGGUUGUGUGUGCCCAGCUGGAAUGGUUCGCCAUAGGAGAGACUGCAUUCCUCCAGACCAAUGUCCCUGUUACCAUAACAACAGACCUUACGCUCCGGGAGAAACUGUCAAGAAAGACUGCAACACAUGUGUGUGUCAGGGCCGUCACUGGCAGUGCACACAGAAUGUGUGUGACGGAGUGUGCCGCACGGUUGGGGAGUCCCAUUACAUCACAUAUGACGGACUGAAGUACACCUUCCCUGGACGAUGCCAGUACGUCCUCACACAGGACUACUGUAAUGGUCUGGAUGGUUCCUUCCGUGUGUUGGUGGAGAAUGUGGCAUGUGGGGUGGUGGGCCAACGCUGCAGGAAGAGCGUCACAGUGUUCUAUCAGGGAGGAGUGAUCAUCAUGGAUGAUGGAGAGGUACGCAUGAAGCGUCCAGUGCUUCAUGGGGUGCAGGUGGAGAUCGUGCGGUCGGGCCUGUACUACAUACUGCUGCUGGGCAAGGACAUCUCCAUCACCUGGGACACGGCCACCAGACUGGACGUCACAAUCAAGGGAUCACACAUGGGUAAAGUGUGUGGGCUGUGUGGUAACUUUGAUGCUAACCAGAAUAACGACCUGUUGAGCAGUAACCAGCAGAUAGAGGUGGAGCCAGCAGACUUCGGCAACUCCUGGAAGACACAGCCCAGCUGUGCAGAUGCCACUCCGCUGCCAUCUCAGUGCAGUUCAGACAUGCUGAGGCUGGUGACAGUGGAACAGUCGUGCCGCGUGCUGACCAGCGCACUCUUCAAGGACUGCAACAGUGUGGUCGAUGCUGAGCCUUACUGGGAGAUCUGCACUCAUGACUCGUGUGCAUGUCCGUCAGUGGGAGAUUGUGUGUGUUUCUGUGAUGCCAUCGCUGCCUAUGCACACACCUGUGCACAGCACGGGGUGGUGGUCCACUGGAGGUCCAAUGACCUGUGCCCACUAAGUUGUGAGCAUCUGAAUGAGGAGCAGGGCGUAAGUGCUGCUGAGUGCCAGUGGAAGUACAGCCCCUGUGGCAAGGCCUGCCCAUUGUCAUGCCAACACCCUGAGGCACUGCACUGCCCCCAGACCUGCGUAGAGGGCUGCCAUCCUACCUGCCCGCCAGGUAAGAUUCUGGAUGAGCUCCUGUUGAAGUGUGUGAAUCCAGAGCAGUGUGAGGUGUGCAUGCACGAAGGGGAGAGGAUAUCCCACGGGAAACACAUCAUCCUCAACCAUGACAACCCAGACCUCUGCCAGAUAUGCCGCUGUGAGAACAACACCCUGACGUGCGAGGCAUGCCCAGUGGGGGGCGCUGUGACCACAACGCUGGAGCCCACCACCAUCUUCACCACCCCCGCCCCCCUGCUCUACUCCACUGUGUUCCCCGAGGGGGGCUGCGACCGGGCCAUGGACCUGGCCUUCCUUAUCGACGGCUCCACUGCGCUCAGCGAGGAGGACUUUGUGGCAGUCAAGGCCUACGUGUUGACUGUGGUUGAGCGAUUCCGAAUGGGCUCUGCACACACUCGGGCCACUGUGCUCCUCUACCACUCUGGCGUCAAGAGUUAUGACAUGCAGGUGCAGAAGUGGAUUUUCAGGAAGAUGGUGCGUGACCUGCGCUACACGGGUGGGGAGGUGGCGUACAUCGACGAGGCUCUGAAGUACCUGUCGGUCUACAUCUACGACAAGAACAAGCGGGCGCACGCCGAGCGUGUUGCCAUCCUGCUGACGGCCAGCGCCAACCCCCGAGCCAUGAGGACCACCCAGCGACUGCUACGCAAGAAGGACAUCACCGUGCUCUCUGUGGCCCUUGGCCCUGGUGUGGACAUGGCGCAGAUCAACGACAUCACCAAGGCCACACCAGCCAGCCGUGCCUAUGUGCUGAGCAGUCCAGCUGAGCUGGAGGACCAGGGUCCGGUCAUCACCGAGUACUUGUGUACCCUGGGUCUGGAGCCGGACGUGCCCAAGCCUAAGGCCCAGCCAACACCUGCCCCUGAGAAGCCGCAAGCCACGCCUGCCCCUGAGAAACCACAUGUUGUUGUUGUGGUCCCCACACAAGGCCAAGCACCGCAGCCUCCCAAACCCACCAGACAGCAGCCACAGACACCACUGCCGACCACCGAAAGACCUGCGGUGCUGCCCUCAGCCCUCGUCACCACCGCCUCUGCUUUUGUCACCACGACGGUCCCUGGCCUUGUCACCACGGUCCCCGGUCUCAUCACCACACUUCCUGCCUUUGCCCCCACCACACCUGGCCUAGGUGCACUGAGCCACACCCGUCUGACCCCGAGCCCCGGCCAGGAAGCUGUGGGCCUGGUGUUCCUACUGGAGGGUUCCGAUGAGGUGGGAGAGGAGAACUUCAACCGCACGCGCGAUUCGCUGAUCGAGGUGGUGACGCUGCUGGAGGAGGAGUGGUUCAUCACCAUCACCAUCAUCCAAUACUCGGAGACGGUCACCGUGGAGAUAAGCUCCAUGGAGCUCCAUCGGCGUCAGGCGCUGCUGGAGCGCAUGAGGCAGAUCACCUACGCGGGCGGCAGCAAGACCAACACAGGCGAGGCCGUCCGCUCGCUCUACGAGACCUCUACUACAGAGCGACCCACUCAUGCACCCGACCAACUGGUCUUCCUGAUCACCGAGAACCCACCCACUGACACCAUCGAGAGGCCGCCCAGCUCCGCCCACACGCAGGUGUUCCCCGUCGUGAUUGGCCCAAAGGUUCGGGAGGAGGAUCUGGAGCCCCUGAGUCACCCCGAUAAGCCAAUCAUGUUCCAGAGGCCCGAGGACCUGAAUCAGCUGCGCCCCCUGCUGUGGAACUUGACUCACCACCUCAAGCGCCCCGUACUCCCCUCUCUGGCCCCACUGCCCAAACUGCCGCCCUCAGUUCCUUGUACAAAACCCAUGGAUGUACAGUUCCUAAUCAGAGCAUCCAGAGACCACUUUGAGGACCUGAAAACAUUUGUGAAGGCAUUCAUCCAGAAUACAGACAUUGGCCCAAACAGCACCCAGGUGUCGGUUCAGGUGUACGGUGAGAAGAUGGUGGAGGAGAUCUCGUGGGGAGACACCCAGAGCAAAGACCAGCUCCUCAGCCGACUGGAGGGCAUACACAGCACCCCCUCAGACACCGCCAGGCUGGGUUCUACUCUCCGGUCAGCGGUCCACACAGCCAUCUCCUCAGCCGGUGGCGGCCGAGUGGGCGUCCCUAAAGUGGUGGUGAUGGUGGUUACGGACAAGUCUCUGGAUUCUGUCCAGGAGGCAGCAAGUGAAGCGCUGACUGCAGGUGUGGCAGUGUUUCCUGUGGGUGUAGGGGCGGAAGUUGACCACAACGACUUGAGCACGCUCGCUGGAGCGGACACGCCCACCAACGCCAUCCAGCUCAGCAGCAUGGAUGAUCUCAUUGCCCUGGCAACGCUGGGACAUACGUUCUACGACAAACUGUGCCGCGCUGGUCCACCAGGAAUGUGUGUGGAUGACAACGGAGUGCAGAGGACGCCUGGAGAGAGCUGGCUGCUGUCUGAUAGGUGCCAUACCAUGGUGUGCAACCCAGGGGGUGCUGUGACCAUGCAGAGCCACAGGGUGAACUGCGAGCGCAUGGAGCCCCCAACCUGCUCCAGCAGCAUCAGGCCCGUCAAGGUGCCCGAGCCCUGCGGAUGCAGCUGGCAGUGCCCAUGCAUGUGCAUCGGGAGCUCGUCCAAUCACAUAGUGCCAUUUGGUGGGCCGGCUCUGAAGCUGGAGAGCUUCUGUUCCUAUUCACUGGUGAAGAUGGGAGGGGCGGAGAUCGUUCUUCACACCGCCCCCUGUGAGGCAUUGUCCAAUCAGAUUUGUAUGAAGUCCAUGGAGCUGAGAGGGGGAGGGGCUGACGUGGUGCUCAUGGAUGACAUGAAGGUUAAGGUAAAUGGGGCGGUGACGGCGGUACCUGUGCGUGUGGGUGGUGUAGAGGUGACCCAGUUUGGGGCGGUGCUUCACCAUCUGCACUCCUCCGAUCUGGGCCUCACCAUCACCUUCACCCCCCAGAGCAACGAGUUCACCAUCACCCAUGACAUCACCAGGAUCGCCAACAACACCAGCACUACGGGCAUAUGCGGUGCUUGUGGCCGAGAUGAGCUGUUGCUAAGUGACGGAUCCGUGACCUCCGACCCUGAGCACUUCCUGAAGUCGUGGGUGGUUGGCGAGUGCGAGCCGACCCCGGCGGACAUGUGUGUGCCUGGCGUGGCUGAGCGCUGUGAUGUCAUGCAACAGGCUGCGUUCGAGGCGUGCCAUGCCCUGAUGCCAGUGGAGCCCUACGUGGACCUGUGCCGCACCACCGCCUGCCACCCCAGGGACGUCUGCAACGUCGUGUCCGCCUACGCCAGCGGCUGCCGCCAGCAGGGAGUCUGUGUGGACUGGAGAACCCCUGACGUGUGCCCGAUGUCCUGCCCGAGCAGCAUGCACUACCAGGCGUGCCACAAGGGCUGUGUGGAGGACUGUGAGAGUGGCUCUGUGGGAUUGCCUUCCCACAUGGCCAUGCUGGGGGAUAGCCUGGCUGAGGAGGGCCCUGCGCAGUGCUCCGACACCCCCACGGAGGGAUGCUUCUGCCCAGAGGGGAUGGUGCAGAGGGGGGAGGAGUGCAUACACAGGGAAGGCUGCAAGGAGUGUGUGGACCAGAACGGACACCCGCACCCGUAUCUGCAAAGCUGGUCUCCUGACGACAACCCCUGUCUGAUGUGUGUGUGCCUGGACCAGAAGGAAAUUAACUGCACUGCUUUGCCCUGCACAAACUCUAAAGCUCCUACGUGUGGCCCCUGUGAGGUGCUCAAAGAGAAGAAAUCAAACUGCUGCCCCGAAUACGAGUGUGUGUGUGACAUGGAGACAUGUGUCCAUGCUGAACCCCCCCACUGUGAACACGGCCAGAGCCUCUCUCUCACCAACCCAGGAGCCUGCCUGCCUGUUUAUGACUGUGUGUGUAAGAAAGAGGAAUGCCCUGCUCCGCCCUCCUGCCCGGCCCACAGACGCCUCAGUGUCACCCAGACGGAGUGCUGUGACGUGGCCGAGUGUGUGUGUGACUGCCACAACUCCACCCAGACCUGCCCCCCUGGACACAUCACCACAGCCAUCACCAACGACUGCCACUGCACCGAGGUCACCUGCCAGCCAGACGAGGUGUGUGUGGUGGAUGGAGUGAUAUACCAGAAGGGUGUCCACUGGGAGAAGGGCUGUGAGACCUGCAGCUGUACCGACCACAAAGACCAGAGCACCAGCCUGCACGUCGCAGAGUGCCGACCCACCGUCUGCAGCAACGAAAUAUGCCCCCUGGGAUCGUCUUAUCAUGAAGAGGAGGGAGCAUGCUGUGGCAAGUGUGUGCCCAGCAGUUGCCUAGCUGAUGGAAACGCACUAAAACAGGUUGGGGAGCGCUGGCAGGCUGAUGCAGUUGGGUGUGUGUGGAGCGAGUGUGUCAAGGUGAACCAGGAAGUCUUCAUCUCCCAUAGCAACGUGUCGUGCCACACAAUAGCCACGCCCACUUGUCCAUUGGGAACAGAGCUUCAGUGCAACACAGUGGAACACUGUUGUCCUGUGUGCCAGUGUGUUCCUCUGGAUGUGUGUGUGAUGAACCAUACAGUCAUUGGAGCUGGUGAGCGUGUGAUGGUGGACGCGUGUACCCACUGUGAGUGCUCUAUGGAGGAGGGCCUCAUCCGAAAGCCUCAUCUGACCUGCCGGAAGACCACCUGCUCUGACUGUCCCGAGGGCUACACGAUGGAGCCAAUUGCUGACUCAUGCUGUGGCCGCUGCGUUGCAACCUCCUGCGCCAUCAGAACACCAGAUGGAGACUUCAUCAACCUGAAGGCCAAUAGUUCUCGUGAGGAUGGUUGUAUCCUGCAUUCUUGUGGGGUGAACAGAGAGGGAGACCUGGUGCUGGAGACCAGAAUCACCACAUGCCCUCCCUUCAACCGCCAGCAGUGCCUAGACGAAGGGGGCAAAAUCACACAAAUUGGGGACAGCUGCUGUGAAAUUUGCACAGAGCCAGAAUGUAGAAAAGCAGUUGGAGUACUGAACUAUAUCAGAGUGGAUGACUGCCAGUCCGACGAGAAAGUGGAACUUCGUUAUUGUGAGGGCAAGUGCCGCAGCAAGUCAGUGUACUCCCUGGAGAAGCAUGCGGUGGAGGCGGAGUGUGUGUGUUGCUCGGCCACAGGAAGUGAGCCCCUCAGCGUGGCCCUCCGCUGCCCCAACGGGACCCUCACACACACCGACCUGCUCUCCGUCACCGGCUGCGAAUGCACCGCGCGCGCAUGUGAACAUGUCGUCUGAAUCUGAGUGUGAAUGUGUGUGUGCUGUGUGAGAAAGAGAGAAUGAGAAUUAAAGACUGACUGUAAAAGAUAGUGUGUGUGUGUGUGUGUGUGUGUGUGUGUGUGUGUGUGU
Messenger RNA from Engraulis encrasicolus (European anchovy), 9075 nucleotides. RefSeq names its product von Willebrand factor (gene vwf). Bases 286 to 8964 code for a protein of 2892 amino acids. Gene Ontology annotation, molecular function: protein binding. NCBI's taxonomy places the organism in Eukaryota, Metazoa, Chordata, Actinopteri, Clupeiformes, Engraulidae. The transcript has 58 exons. Gene Ontology annotation, cellular component: extracellular matrix. The record is from RefSeq and is a predicted model, not a curated record.